CAAUAUCAUCCUUCCCUAUUCUUUUCACGACAAAAACCACAUAAACCCAACUCUGCAACAAGCUCCCUUCACUUGGAGGAUUCCCAGAAUGGCAAGUGCUGCAGCUCAUGCUGUUAUGGCAGCAAACACAUUCACGCGCGCAAUCCCUAAGCAAAAGACCACCUACUUCUUCUCCAAAAGACAUCGCAAAACUGACCUCACCCUCAGAGCUUCCACUGAAGACUCCGACUGUAAUGUCGAAGAAUGUGCUCCUGAAAAGGAGGUCGGAAAGGUCAGCGUGGAAUGGUUGGCUGGUGAGAAGACAAAAGUAUCAGGGACAUUUCCUCCCCGUAAUACUCGGGGUUGGACUGGAUAUGUUGAAAAGGAUACUGCUGGGCAGACAAAUAUAUACUCUGUAGAGCCUGCAGUUUAUGUAGCAGAAAGCGUGAUAAGCUCAGGAAGUGCAGGCUCUUCUUCUGAUGGAUCUGAGAACACAGCAGCGGUAGCCUUUGGAUUUGCCCUCAUAUCUAUCGCUGCAGCUUCCUCCAUACUCCUCCAAGUAGGUAAGAACCCACCAGAAAUUCAGAAAGUAGAAUACUCUGGGCCAUCACUUAGUUACUAUAUCAACAAGUUGAAGCCGCAAGAAAUAAUACAAGCCUCGGCACCAAGUGUGAGUGAAUCAUCCUCAACACUUCAGCAAGACACCUCUCCGCCAGAACCUUCCCAGGUACAGCCUGAAUCAGAAGUUCAGCCGGAGCCUUCUAUUUAAGGUGUCAACUGUUAGCGUGAGUGAGCUGUUUGUGAGCUGUGUAAAGCAACAAACAUGUU
Molecule: messenger RNA, 807 nt
Organism: Argentina anserina (silverweed cinquefoil)
Lineage: Eukaryota; Viridiplantae; Streptophyta; Magnoliopsida; Rosales; Rosaceae
Product: protein MAINTENANCE OF PSII UNDER HIGH LIGHT 1
Exons: 3
Coding region: 89-748 (219 amino acids)
Biological process (GO): regulation of protein complex stability
Cellular component (GO): chloroplast thylakoid membrane
Source: RefSeq, a predicted model, not a curated record